AUGGCGGCGGUGGGAGGAGGGAGGGGAAGGAGGAGGUCCCCGCACGCGGCGUUGGACCCAAGAAGCCGCCAAGUUUUCCAGCCCAUAAAACGCACUGCACUACCGGCCGGAGUCCGGAAGACGCGGCUUCGUCUAUCUCCAGCAGGCUCCGAUCCUCAGCGUUUCUCCUGCGAUCCCACACCAGAGUUCGUUGCAAUCGUCGUCGUCGUCGUCGUCAUCAGAACGAUGCUUCGCAAGUUCCUGCAUUUUGCAAGGUGUUGCAUUGGAUUGGAACGUGCACCCGCAGCACCAGUGCAGGCGGUGCCGCUGCCGGACAACGACGACAUCCUCCGUGAGAUCCUCCUGCGCCUGCCGCCGCUGCCGUCGUCUCUCCCGCGCGCGGCCCUCGUCUGCAAACGCUGGCGAAGCCUCGUCGCGGACCCUUUCUUCCUCCGCCGCUUCCGCGAGCACCACCACCACCGGACGCCUCCGCCCCUGCUGGGCUACUUCUUCAACGACUCUCACGGGCCCGGCUUCACCCCGACGCUGGCCCCGCCUGACAGCAUCCCACCGGAGAGCUUCUCCCUGCCGCGGCAGCCCGGUGCUAGCGAGCGCCUCUUCUUCCUCGGCUGCCGCCACGGCCUCGCGCUCCUCAUCAACCGGAGACGCCUCCACGCCGUCGUGUGGGAUCCCGUCGCCGGCUGCCGGGCCACCGUGGACUAUCCAGCGGAGUUCACCACUGACGACGGGGCGCACUGCUGCCGUGGCACGGUGCUGAGCACCGGCGCCACCGCCACCGCCGAUGCCGACGAUGGGCAGUUGAGGCCCUUCAAGGUCAUCUUGAUACGCACGGACGACGUACACGAUGGCCGCGUACGUGUGUCCAUGUGCGUCUACGAAUCCAAGACCGGAAAAUGGGGCGACACCAUCUCAACUGUUCUUAUUCCCUUGUCAGUGUCCAAUCUGCCCAGUGUCUUGAUUGGGAAUGCACUCUGUGGAUUUCUCCGGUGGCCAAAUGGCAUCCUUGAAUUUGAUCUUGAGAGCCACAGUGUAGGCAUAAUCAAGACGCCAAAGAGCCUCUGUCCCAUUGACAGAUCCUUGUUCCAGGUCGUGAGGACACAGGAUGGAGAGCUGGGACUUGCAAUCUUGUACAAACUCAUCAUGGAGGUGUGGAAGAGGAAGGCCAGCUCACCAGAUGGUGCCGUCGAAUGGGUUCUUCAGAAAACAAUUCAGCUGGACAACCUCCUUCCGAUACCACGUAUGAAUAUGAUGGAGUGUGAUUUGUCAGCAGCAAGGAUACUGGGGUUUGAUGAGGACAACAAUGCCAUUCAUGUGUCCACAUUUACCAGUGGCGCCUUCGCGAUCCAGCUUGACUCCAUGAAGUUCACGGAGCUUUUCAACGUCUAUCGGAUUGGUUCCUAUCAAUCAUGUUAUCCCUACACAGGUUUCUACACUGCAGUUGUACCUCGUCUUUCAGCUGCAUAAGUAACAAAUUCCAACUAUGUCUAGUAUAGUUAAUAUUGUCCAUGUGCUUAAGGAUUGUCUAUCGGGGUUAAGUAUGCAUACAGAGCAUGCUCAGCUCAACGUACCCCUGCUGAACUGUCUUAAUUACAUUUGUGAACUUCUUAUGUUUCAAUGUAAAUAGUGAGGUACUCUGUGAACUUCUUAUGUUUAAAUGUGUUUAUGUUGAGGUACUUUUGUGAACUUCUUUAUGUUUCAAUGUGUUUAUGUUGAGGUA
Molecule: messenger RNA, 1717 nt
Organism: Sorghum bicolor (sorghum)
Lineage: Eukaryota; Viridiplantae; Streptophyta; Magnoliopsida; Poales; Poaceae
Exons: 3
Coding region: 1-1464 (487 amino acids)
Molecular function (GO): protein binding
Source: RefSeq, a predicted model, not a curated record